AUUGACAACAAAACUAUGAUCCACCACAACGCUACCAAAGGAACCCAAGCUAUGAAAAUAUUAUCAUCUCUUGGUGCAAAUGCAACUGGGUUUGAUAAAUUUCUUUCUUUUAAAUUUUACAAAUGCUUCAUUAGACCUAUUUUCGAAUAUGGUCUCCCACUACUCACCCCUACCAAACAGGUAUUUAAAACUUUAGAAACAGCACAAGACAAUGCAUGCCGUCUAAUAGUCAAUGGUCAUCGUACCUCUUCAACGCAUGUCAUUAAACACAUGAACAAAAUUCCCGAUAUGGCGGAUCGUAUGGUUAUUUUAUGUGCAAAAAACAUUAGGCGCACCCAUCUUCUCCCUCACGAAUCACUACUCUCCCUAUUUAUCGAACAACUCCUGCAUGCCCAAACCUAUUAUUGGAAAAAGCUGCAGCGA
Mucor mucedo is the source of this 423-nucleotide messenger RNA. RefSeq lists its product as uncharacterized. The transcript has a single exon. The record is from RefSeq and is a predicted model, not a curated record. NCBI's taxonomy places the organism in Eukaryota, Fungi, Mucoromycota, Mucoromycetes, Mucorales, Mucoraceae. The annotation marks the transcript as partial.